AUGAAGUUCAGCGCUUCUCUCCGCCUCGAGGCUCUUCCUCACCUGAUAGGCAUAACCGCAGCACUGCAGCGGCUAGCUAGGGGGGGGCCCCCCGGCAGCUGCUGCUUAAAGCUGACCCCCAAGAAGCUGAGCCUCAACACCAGACAACCCUCAUGCGAGCUCUACGCCGAGCUCGAUAUGGCAGAAGUGUUCAGUGUAGGCUGGAUACUAGAAAGCAAACGCAGCAACUGUGUGGCUCUCCAGAUAGAGCCGCGGCAGCUCCUGGGGACGCUGAAGCUGGCUCAGAGUUGCCGGCGUAUCACAGUUAAACUCGCCAAACGGAUGGGACAAGGAGCGUUGGUGUUUGAGUUUACAGACCUUCAGCUGGCGAACGUUUGGAUUACCCAGUCUAAUUUGGAGCUCCCCCGCGUGAAGAGUCUCCUCGCUAUGUUGGAGCGUCUCAGGAAGCUCGGUAGCGAAGAGGUGACGCUGGAGGGCAGCAUAAACCCUCAGGACUGCAAUGCAUUUGACUUGGCCGUUUCAGCGGCGUCUGACCUGGUGACAGCCAAGGCGAUGUAUACUCGCUGCAGCCGUCUCGUGCCCGAGGGCCAGGAAGCUCUCGAAGAUGUCUCCUUCGUCCGCUCGGUCCUCACAAAGCACCUCAUUGCUGGCCUCAAGGCAUGUUUAGGGUUUAGGGCCUUGCUAGACUGCAGCAACAGCCAGGGAGCACCCAUCAAUAGAGCAGGCUUAUCUAAUUUGGAGCUUCCCCGCGUGAAGAGUCUCCUCGCUAUGCUGGAGCGUCUCAGGAAGCUCGGUAGCGAAGAGGUGACGCUGGAGGGCAGCAUAAACCCUCAGGACUGCAAUGCAUUUGAUUUGGCCGUUUCAGCGGCAUCUGACCUGGUGACAGCCAAGGCGAUGUAUACUCGCUGCAGCCGUCUCGUGCCCGAGGGACAGGAAGCUCUCGAAGAUGUCUCCUUCGUCCGCUCGGUCCUCACGAAGCACCUCAUUGCUGGCCUCAAGGCAUGUUUAGGGUUUAGGGCCUUGCUAGACUGCAGCAACAGCCAGGGAAAGGAGAUUGAGGGUCUUGUGGCGCUGCUGGUUCCAGAGGAUGAGGCCGUGCACGGCUGGCUGUCCGUGGUGCUGCAGAAUGAAGGAGGGCCCCCAAGGCUCUCAGGGGCCCCCAAGGCUCUCAGGGGCCCCCAGGGCUCUCAGGGGCCCCCAGGGCCCUCAGGGGCCCUCAAGGCUCUCGGGGGCCCCCAGGGCGCUCAGGGGCCCCCAAGCCUCUCGGGGGACCCCGAGGAUCUCAGGGGCCCCCAAGGCUUUUGGGGGCCCCCGAGGAUCUCGGGGGCCUCCGGGGGCCCCCAUGGAAUUCCUUUUUGUUUGGUUCCAGAGGAUGAGGCCGUGCACGGCUGGCUGUCCGUGGUGCUGCAGAAUGAAGGACUGGAGUCCGUCCGGGUGCUGCUUGUGCUGCCAACAGUGCCUCAAAGGGGCCCCAUAGAAUAA
Messenger RNA from Eimeria mitis, 1482 nucleotides. RefSeq lists its product as uncharacterized. Gene Ontology annotation, biological process: DNA damage checkpoint signaling. The transcript is spliced from 19 exons. Gene Ontology annotation, cellular component: checkpoint clamp complex. NCBI's taxonomy places the organism in Eukaryota, Apicomplexa, Conoidasida, Eucoccidiorida, Eimeriidae. The record is from RefSeq and is a predicted model, not a curated record. The coding region runs from base 1 to 1482 and encodes 493 amino acids.